This is a messenger RNA of Spea bombifrons (plains spadefoot toad), 2288 nucleotides long. It is a transcript of the gene FOXC1, whose product is annotated as forkhead box C1. The transcript has a single exon. NCBI's taxonomy places the organism in Eukaryota, Metazoa, Chordata, Amphibia, Anura, Pelobatidae. Gene Ontology annotation, molecular function: DNA-binding transcription factor activity, RNA polymerase II-specific; RNA polymerase II cis-regulatory region sequence-specific DNA binding. The coding region runs from base 280 to 1773 and encodes 497 amino acids. Gene Ontology annotation, biological process: anatomical structure morphogenesis; cell differentiation; regulation of transcription by RNA polymerase II. The record is from RefSeq and is a predicted model, not a curated record.
CUUGUGAGACCCUUUCCAGGUGCGCUCUUUUGCCGCUGCCCCCCCUCUCAAUGAACUGACUCUCCUGCUCCGCUCCGGGCCUGGGAAGAGCACAGGAGCAGAGAGGGCUCUGCAGCAGCUGUCUCUCUACUGCCCUUUGGAUUUUAAUCCCAGGACAUUUCUUGAGGAUACUGCAUGACUCUGCUCGGGCCCUGACUCUCCCCGGUCUCUCCUGUCCUUUGCUGUGUGCCCAGGUAGGAGGCUGGGAUUGCUUGGCCUCCUGAAGGAGGUUGAAGAGCCAUGCAGGCGCGUUACUCAGUAUCCAGCCCAAACUCCUUGGGUGUUGUGCCUUACCUUGGAGGGGAACAGAGCUAUUACAGGGCAGCUGCCGCUGCAGCCGCAGCUGGAGGUGGUUAUACCGGCAUGCCUGCCCCAAUGAGCAUGUACUCCCAUCCAGCUCACGAACAGUACCAGGCUGGCAUGGCCAGAGCCUAUGGGCCUUACACUCCUCAGCCUCAGCCCAAGGACAUGGUCAAGCCACCCUAUAGCUACAUUGCCCUGAUCACCAUGGCUAUCCAGAAUGCCCCAGACAAGAAGAUCACUCUGAACGGUAUAUACCAGUUUAUCAUGGAGAGGUUCCCCUUCUACAGGGAUAACAAGCAAGGCUGGCAGAACAGCAUUAGGCACAACUUGUCCCUUAAUGAGUGCUUUGUCAAGGUGCCAAGGGAUGACAAGAAGCCCGGAAAGGGAAGCUACUGGACUUUGGACCCAGACUCCUACAAUAUGUUUGAAAAUGGUAGCUUCUUGAGGAGAAGGCGCAGGUUCAAGAAGAAAGACGUGGUCAAGGAUGGAGUCAAAGACGAGAAGGACAGGCUGCUGAAGGAGCACCACGCUGCCCAGCCGCCCUCUGCCCAGUCUCAGCAACAUCAGCGCCAGCAGCAGUCAACCCAGUCUCAGGGAGAGCAGGAGAGCAGCUCCCAACCCGUCAGGAUCCAGGAUAUUAAGACAGAGAAUGGUACCUCUUCCCCUCCCCAAGCUAUGUCCCCUGCCUUAAACGCUGUGCCCAAGAUAGAAAGCCCCGACAGCAACAGCAGCAUGUCCACCGGCAGCCCACACAGCAUCCCGUCCAACAGGUCCAUGAGCUUGGAGAAUGCAGAGUCCCACCACCCACACCAGCACCACAGCCAGGGUUUCAGUGUGGAUAACAUCAUGACCUCCCUCCGGGGCUCCCCGCAGGCAUCGGGGGAGCUAGCAACCAGCCUGAUUGCCUCUUCCAGGACUGGAAUCACCCCAUCUCUGUCCCUAAACUACUCUCCAGGCCAGGGCUCAAUCUACAGCUCGCCUUGCAGCCAGGGCACCAGUGGGGCAGGUACUUACCAUUGUAAUAUGCAAGCCAUGAGUUUGUACUCUGGGGACAGGUCGGGUCACUUGACCCCAGCCAAUACACCCACAGCCACAACGGUGGAAGAGACCUUGCCUGAUUACUCUAUCACUACAACUACCACCUCUGCCCUGAGCCAUGGCAGCCUGAGCUCUGGCCAGGAACAUCCUCACCAAGGAAGGCUACCUUCUUGGUACUUGAACCAAGCGGGGGAUUUGGGCCACUUGGCUGGGGCUACCUACCCAGGACAGCAACAGAACUUCCACUCGGUGCGAGAGAUGUUUGAGUCCCAGAGAAUUGGCUUGAAUAAUUCCCCUGUGAAUGGUAAUAGCAGCUGUCAGAUGUCCUUCCCAUCCAGUCAGUCUUUGUACCGCACCUCUGGUGCAUUUGUCUAUGACUGCAGCAAGUUCUGACCAAAGAUCAAUCAAAACAAUUUAUAAAAAAAACUUUUAUUUUCCAAAAAAGGGGGAUCGCAAUGAAAGAAAAAAAUAUAUAUCUAUAUUCUCAGCCUUCAGAAAGCCAGAUCACCCCUAUAUUAGUUUUGUACAGAGGCACCAAAAAUGUAUGGUUUGUAAAAAGGACAGUGUUAAACCAGAAAAUAACACGUAAGUUCCUGUUGCUUUUGAGAAGUACUGUUUCUUUAAGGUAUUAUUUUCCAUAUGUUUAAGAGCAUAUAUAAGGCAAGCUUUUAUGAACUCGUUCUCAGAUGUAAAUUGCAAUAUAGUAAUUUAUUUUACUUGGAUUUUGUGGACCAGGCGCUAGGCAGUGCUGUCCUGCAGCUGAAGUUAAGUUCUUUGAACAUUACUACAGAGGGAUUUGUACACAACUAAUUUUUAUCAAUUAUUUUUUGUUUUGUUUUGUUUUCUGUUGAAAAUAUUAUGACGACAUAGUAUUGUUUGUUUCUUAAUAAAUUACCAUUCUAUUUGAA